This is a messenger RNA of Polypterus senegalus (gray bichir), 1282 nucleotides long. Its product is annotated as intraflagellar transport protein 57 homolog. Lineage: Eukaryota; Metazoa; Chordata; Cladistia; Polypteriformes; Polypteridae. Bases 47 to 1282 code for a protein of 411 amino acids. The transcript is spliced from 11 exons. The record is from RefSeq and is a predicted model, not a curated record. Gene Ontology annotation, cellular component: cilium; Golgi apparatus; intraciliary transport particle B. Gene Ontology annotation, biological process: non-motile cilium assembly; intraciliary transport.
UUUUUCCAUUAUAGCCAGGACAAUAGCAGUCCUCGGUGUCAGUUAGAUGCUUGUCAAAAUGUCCGAAGAAAGCCGGAGAUCCGAAGAUUACGAGCCUGGUCCCGGAGCGGCUUACACCUUAUUUGUAGUCAUGGAGGAACUACUGGAUAAAUUAAAGCUGCUCAACUACGAGGAGGAGGUGCUCCGGAGAAACAACGUGAAGAGCCUGUCGAGGCACUACUUUGCACUUCCCACUAAUCCUGGAGAACAAUUCUUUAUGUUCACCACUAUUGCUGCUUGGCUCAUCAACAAGGCUGGCUGCUAUUUUGAACAGCCGCAAGAGUACGAUGACCCCAAUGCUACUGUCUCGAAGAUACUGAAGGAGUUCCGGAACUUUGGUGGAAGCGUUGAUUUCCCACCUUUAAAACUGAAAACGGGAAGUGGAGAAAAUGUAUGCAAUGUGUUGGACCGUUUAGCAGAAGAAGCCUUAAAAGCGACUUGCAUCAGCUGGAAAAGACCUAAUUAUCCGACUGAAGCCCCCGAAGAAGGAUAUUUCAUUGAGGAUAUUGCUGAAUUCUCACUGGACAGGCUGGAAGAGGAGAUCACUGAAGAGCCAGACGAUUAUGAAGAUGAGCAUCUCCUGGAUUUAGAAGCUUUGAAGGAGCCAUCAUAUAAAAGUGAUUUAAGAGAAUCUUCGAAGCCAGACAAUAUACUUGAAUCCUGUGUGGAUGCCUCAGAGUGGAAAUUGGAGACUGAAAGAGUUCUUCCUCAGCUGAAAGUCACAAUCAGAUCCGAUAAGGACUGGAGAGUCCAUGUGGAACAAAUGCACCAACAUAAAGAUGGGAUCGAGUCGUCUCUAAAAGAUACAAAGGGUUACCUUAAUAGGCUUCAAGAUGAAAUCAGUGCAACACUGGAAAAAGUGGGAAGUCGGGAGAAAAAUAUUAAUACCCAGAUGAAGCAUCUCAUCCAGGAGUACCGCGUGGCCCAGUCACAGCUUAGUGAAGCAAAAGAACGUUUUCAUCAAGGAAGCAGUCGAGUUACAGAAAGAACCAGGAUUUUAGCGGAGAUUGCAGAAGAACUAGACAGUGUGAAACAGGAAAUGGAAGAAAAGGGGAGUAGCAUAUCUGAUGGAGCACCAUUAGUAAAGAUCAAGCAAAGUCUAACAAAACUAAAACAAGAGAUCAUACAGAUGGAUAUUCGCAUUGGACUAGUAGAGCACACUCUUCUUCAAGCCAAGCUGAAGGAAAAGUCGAACAUGACAAGAGACAUUUACUCAGGCUUUCCAACCCAGAAUCGAUUUUAA